Molecule: messenger RNA, 1714 nt
Organism: Punctularia strigosozonata HHB-11173 SS5
Lineage: Eukaryota; Fungi; Basidiomycota; Agaricomycetes; Corticiales; Punctulariaceae
Product: kinase-like protein
Exons: 2
Coding region: 31-1614 (527 amino acids)
Biological process (GO): protein phosphorylation
Molecular function (GO): protein kinase activity; ATP binding
Source: RefSeq, a predicted model, not a curated record
CUCCCUCGCACCAUCCCACUUCGCGACAACAUGCCCUCGCUUCCCACUCCUGGUCCCUCUGUCUGGCUGGGUCAGAUCAGACUCGAGCACAUACUCGGUCACGGAUCGUUCGGACGGGUCUACUACGGCUACGAUGCCUCUCAAGGUCAAGCGUACGCCGUCAAGUGCAUACCAAAAAGAAGGGGCCAGUCCCCCGAAGAACUCGACAUUCACCGGUCACUUCCUUCACACCCUCACAUCUUGAACUGCAUCGCCGCCGACGAAGAUGAUCAUUAUCUUUACCUUAUCCUCGACUAUCACGCCGGCGGGGACCUCCUCGAAGCCAUCCGCAAAGGCAUAUUCUAUCGUAACGAUCAGCUCAUCAAGAAGCUGUUCCUGCAACUGCUAGACGCGGUAGACCACAUCCAUCAGCAGAAGGUUUUCCACUGCGACAUCAAGCCUGGCAAUGUUAUUUGCGCGUCCAAUCAUGCCAACGCCUAUCUAGCUGACUUUGGUCUUGCGACGAGGAGCAGCCGGAGCCCACGGGCAAGACGUGGUACCCUACGUUACAUGAGUCCUGAAUGCCACCAGCAUCAACCCGCCUCCCAGUCCGCCGAGGAUCCCAUGCCGGAAUGGCACUGGGCUCAUCAAAGCGACAUCUGGUCGCUUGGUGUUACUUUGCUCGAAAUGGUCACUGGGAAAUACCUCUGGACCGAAGCUAUUCCCAGCGACCCCCGCUACGCCGCAUACAUGGCGGAUCCGGAUUACCUCCGCCAAGAACUCCAUGUCUCCGCGCAAGCUUGCGAGCUGUUCCGCAAGAUAUUCACGCAAGACUACGAGACGCGCAUCACACUAUCUGAUCUGCGCGAGGCCAUCAUAUCGGUCAACACCUUCUUUGAGGACGUGCUAAGUGCACAUGGCCUUUGUGUUCGCGAUUUACCGAAGGGCACAUCCCCGCGCCGUGUACCUGGGCGAGACUUCUGCAAGAGCAUUGUGAAGCUGGUGCCAAAGGCGCAACGCCUUGUCAGACGCCCGCCGCCGAGGAGGUCGCGACACGAGCUCUCUAUCAGUUCGGACGAAGGCUACCACCACGACAUCCCGGACGAGCAUGAACAACCGCCCCGCCCCAGGGAAACUCAUCCACGGAGUGCUGAACCUCGAUUCCCCGAUUCCGCCCGCGGACCCAUGGCACAUGCACACUUCGUCUUACCUCCUCAUCAAUGCACUCGCCGAUUUCCGGUUCGAUGCCAGCCUCCCGCGGCAUCCAUUACACCACUCCCUGCGAAGGGCAGGCACGGCCCCUUGGCGAUCGUCACGGCGCUUUCGACGACGCUAUCUGACCUUGAUCUUCCUUCUACACCGGCAUCGCCUGCACAGUGGGCUUCUGGUCUAGAAUGCCCUGCGCUCAGCCGUGAUACCGACUCAGACACCGAUAGCGAAGCUGCUAUCACACCAGAAACUCGCCCAACACAUUGCGAUGAUGAAGUCUGCGAGCUCGUACUUGACGACCCCCUGGCAGGGAACGCGGUCAGGAAGCCCUCGCCAUACGCUACUCAAGACAAAGUUGUUACCACGGCAGGACCGUCCGGGAUCGUCAGGACUGUCGGACGUCUUCGGGCGCUCGUACACACCUGAUAGGGAUCGUCAUUUUAUGUCUCAGUCUUACUACAUCAAGGACAUUAGGUCUCGGACUGCACUACUGUAUCGUUAGCACGCUUCCAUUUGUAUUACUAGC